Molecule: messenger RNA, 2456 nt
Organism: Ectocarpus sp. CCAP 1310/34
Lineage: Eukaryota; Phaeophyceae; Ectocarpales; Ectocarpaceae
Source: the annotation of a GenBank genome assembly
GGCGUUGUACGCGCCAUGUUGAGCAGUUUGCGCUAGGUUCUAUUUUAGAACCUAAUUUGUUUCCCGAACCGCAACAAGUAUGCCCGCUUGAAAAUUGCUGCCAUGAAGUGCCCGCUUUUGGCACCGUUCACUUCAUGCUGUGACUGUUCGAUGGGCAUGAAACCAGCGCCAUUCGACAGCUGAUGUAACAGGCUUUCUGUUGAACCCACCCAGUGUGUGUGUUGCUCGAUUAUUGCGUGCAAAAGUUGCAAAAGAGUGUGUGUUUUUCUAUCAACUUCGCGGGAGAGAGCAUUUUGACAGAAUUUUUUUUUUUUUGAGAGAGAAUGGGAACUGGCUUCCUCAAGAGGCACCCACGGGUGUCGGAGCGUACGACUCGCAUCUACGAGUCAAACAGAAUCACCGAGGACAAGGAGCCUCGCAUCGUCGAGUUCUACAAGAAGUGGGCAGCUUUCCUCGACGAGCACAAGCCGGAGGCCGACCACGUGCACAACACUGACGAGACAGGGACCACACUGCAAGGCACGAAGACGAUGAAGGCCUUCGCGGAGGCAGAGCAGAAGGUGGUUGAGUCGAUGCUGUCCAACUCGCGAGAGAACACCACCGUGGUCACCACCAACAGCGCCAACGGUGCCACGUGGGCGCCAACCACUAUCUUCAAAGGACAGCAACUCCAGCCUGACUGGUUCGCCGAGAGGAACGGCCCGAAGGAUGCGAGGUACACGUGCGCGAACUCUUCGUUCAUGCAGGGCGACGUGUUCAUCAAGUACCUCAAGGACUUNCUCUAUCUCACCUGUGCUGCGCGCCCUCGCACCUGUUCCAUGUGGACCACACUGCAAGGCACGAAGACGAUGAAGGCCUUCGCGGAGGCAGAGCAGAAGGUGGUUGAGUCGAUGCUGUCCAACUCGCGAGAGAACACCACCGUGGUCACCACCAACAGCGCCAACGGUGCCACGUGGGCGCCAACCACUAUCUUCAAAGGACAGCAACUCCAGCCUGACUGGUUCGCCGAGAGGAACGGCCCGAAGGAUGCGAGGUACACGUGCGCGAACUCUUCGUUCAUGCAGGGCGACGUGUUCAUCAAGUACCUCAAGGACUUCCACAAGCAGCUUGACGAUCGAGGCGUGCUCGACAGAAAGCCGCACAUCCUCGUGCUUGAUGGGCAUGCCUCACACGUGAGCUACGAGGUCAUCAAAUUGGCCAUGGAAGUCAACAUCAUCCUCUUCCAGCUGCCCUCCCACACGUCGCACAUCACCCAGCCGUUGGACGUCGUCGCUUUCGGAACCUUCAAGAAGGAGGUGACUAAAGUGCUGCAAGACUACUACCACGCAAACGGCGGGUUGUUAUCGCUGAAGCGUGACGUGCCCGGCGUGAUCGCGGCGGCUUGGCGAAGGAGCUUUACACCGGAGCGGAGCAAAGCAUCCUUCGGCGGGGCGGCGCUGUGGCCCGUGGACAUGGAUCGAGCACUACCGCCCGGGCUUCAGGGCACGGCGAAGAGGAAAGAGGGGCCGACCGGGCGCCCACCCCUAGAGGAUGUCCCCAUCGCCAUGACCCAUGAGCAGCUGGAAGAGGCAAUCGGAGCGAGGGGCCUGAGGCAGUUGAAGGCGGGAGGACGUACCAUUAUCGGACCCAAGGUAGGCACGGUGAUGCUCGGCGGUCUCCUGACUCAGAGGAAGCGCGCCAAGAAACUGGCAACCUCGCGGGGCUCUUUGGGCCUUCCCGACGGAGGCAACACCAACUCGGAGGAAUUCUUGGCAAAGGUUGACGCAAAGGAACGCGCAGACAAGGGAGAGGCCGAGGCGAAAGCGGAGAGGGGCAGGGAGCGCGCAAGGAAGAAGGAAGAGGAGGGCGCGGGGGCGGCGGGGGGGUGACGCGGCCGAACAGGGGCUGGAAGAGGGGCCUCACCUGGCCGUGGUCAAGGAGCGGCUGCAGCACAAGGGGCGGCUUUGCCCGUUCGCCAGCCGGCACCCUCCUUGUCCCGGGUUGGACGGCAGCGGACGCCGACACCCGUUGUUGACGUGUAGCCGCCUAUGAGGCUCUCCUUGGUUUGUUUUCUACCACACUCUGAGUAGGACAAAUCAAGCUACAAAAGUCGUCAGUUUCUACGUGGAGUCGAUACGCACCCUGUUGUACGUUGCUUGUUGGUGGUAGCGUAGGCAACGGUGGCGUUAUAGCAUGCCAAUGGGGCGGGCGGGGGCGGCGGGGGGCGUUUGACCGAACACCGGGGAUGUCGUGAUUCUGUCCCCGGGUGACCUCCUUUUUUUUUUUAUGCGAUCAAUGUUUCUCAUUCAUGUCUGAAUGCUCCCUCCAAGUUUUAUGUCGUGGGGAUAUAGGAACAGUCCAGAAUAGACUAUCCAGGGUAAGUGGUGUACGGGGCUGAUUCUUGCCGUGGCGGCACGCAAAGUACCGAAAAUAUACCCAUUUUUGAACAACUAUUUCUUGACCGCAACAACUCCUUU